Messenger RNA from Mya arenaria, 5240 nucleotides. Its product is annotated as O-acyltransferase like protein-like. The record is from RefSeq and is a predicted model, not a curated record. Lineage: Eukaryota; Metazoa; Mollusca; Bivalvia; Myida; Myidae. Gene Ontology annotation, molecular function: acyltransferase activity, transferring groups other than amino-acyl groups. Bases 242 to 2890 code for a protein of 882 amino acids. The transcript is spliced from 19 exons.
AUUUGUUCGUCUUCAAGGUUUCUUUCAUACGAUCAAGUUAGGAUUGUUCUAUCUGGUUAAGGAUAUCUCUAGUUGUAAAUUUGGGACAACGUUUUGAUGAACUAUUAUUAGGAUUGAACGAUUUAAAAUUGAACUCAUUAAGGCGGAUGUAUAGUAAUUCAGGGUUUACUUAACUUUUCCGACACUCGUCGCAUUAACUUUUGCAUUAAAGGGAUAAAACUAUAACAGUUUUAGUUACACAAUGCGGGAGUUCAGUCAUAAAACCGUCAUACCAGCCAUGUACCUAGUUAUUGGCAUAAUUUUCCUCCUAGCGUCGGCAUCAAAAUAUUGCUUUGCUAAGGCGCAACAACCGCCGCUUCCACAAACACAGAAAGAGGCGAGAUACGUCCUUCAGAACAUGCUAAAGACCAACCCUGCUGAAGAAGGGCAACUAAAGAUAUUACCACAAGCCCCAGACAAUAUGACAGCGAAACAAGCACAUUUUGGGCCUGUGGUUAACAUGGCAAUAAAUGCGAUCGGUGAAAUGUUGAAACCCAACAAUGAAACUGCCCAAGUUGCCAAAAUCAACUCUAGACCAGGAGCCAAUGCUGCCGGAGAAUUGAACGCCUCGAAUUUACUUUCUCAGUCUACAGUGCUUCAAGAAGUGUUGGAACUCAUUUCAGAUCAGAUACAAGAAGGCCAAAUCGAAGCUGCGAAAAACAACAUAACUAUCGGGAACAAUAUGGCAUCCCUUUUUGGCCUAGUGAGUCCUCUGAAGCUCCUCAAAGACUUGGCUGGUAACCAUCCGGCACGACAGAUUUUACAAAAUUCCCCGCAGGGAUCGGUCAAUGAAAAGUGUUUAAAUGACCUUACCGAUAUGGUGGACUCGGCUGUUGCAGGAAAAAUGUGGGCUUUGAAUAUGAUUGACGCCGAUGGGAAGCCAUCAGCAGGUAUUCUUCGAGGCUCAUUCUACUUCGUUGGCUCUUACGACGAAUGCAUCCUUGUAAAACCUAGCAUAAAGGCUGGUGAUGUCAUAGGCGGGAAAAAGCGUACUUCGUCGAGCAGUUUUAAUACCAGAUUUUGUCGUAUUGAUAUUGCAAUUCCGAAGAAGAUCAUUGAUUCGUUACAUGUCAACACCCAUGGCAUCCACCUGAAGGUCACGACGGGCUUGUGUGUUCCUGACUCGUGCCGCAGCUCUGAUGUUAAGGGAUUGUUCAGCCUAGGCCAAUUGAAACGACUGAAGUUAAAGAUAGAGAACUCAUACUGUUAUGGAGACAAGGAUUUGAGGACAGACAAUACUGCACUUGUAGCCAUAUUUGUAUUGGCAUUUUUCGCCUUUCUCAUUGUAUUCGGAACAUUAUGUGACAUUGCCAAAAGAAGACGAGUAUCAAAGAAACAGAUUCCUAUGCAGGAAGAGAGUAUAAAUGAAUCACGAUAUACCUCCAUCCGUGAUCUCAUUAACCAACACCCACAAACAACGUCCGUUGAAAUAAUAUCCUCGGAAAAUCAGGAUUCUGACUUUCCGUCAGCGUACAUGCCACAUCGGGAAAAUUAUAGGGGAGCCAUAACCAUAGUAGCCAAUAGUGAUAAUCGCGUUAUCAGUAAUGGAUCAGCCGAUAUUCAGGGAAAUGGGGAAAACCAAGGGGAAGUAACUAGUUCUCUACUUCAAGAAGACAAGAAUUAUCGUGAUCCUCUCAUCGAACGCAUGCUCAUUUGUUUUUCUGUGUAUACUAACGCCCCCAAAUUACUUAAUGCACAUACCGGAAGAGACGCAAUAACGUGUGUGCACGGGAUUCGCUUCCUGAGUCUCACGUGGGUAAUUAUUGGCCACACCUAUAGCUACGGAAUACUCUCACAGGACGAGACAUUUACAACAGACAAUCUGCUAGACUUCGCUCCCAUCUACGAAAGGUUCACCUUUCAAGCUGUAAUUGGUGGUGGAUUUGCUGUGGACACGUUCUUCGUGCUCAGUGCAUUCCUUGUGACCUGGCUCCAGCUGAAAGACAUUGCAAAGCGAACGAAGAAAUGCAGCAUAGGUCAUUUCAUCAUGUACUACUUCCAUCGGUUUUGGAGGUUAACACCACUGUACAUGCUGGUGUUAAUGGCGUUUGCCUGCCUGUACCAAUACCUGGGAUCAGGACCUUUUUGGCCCAGCAAGAUCUGGGACGCUGAGCAUUGCAAGACAAAUUGGUGGACCAACCUGCUUUAUGUCAACAAUGUUGUAGGCACAAACGCGCAGUGUAUGGCUUGGUCAUGGUAUCUUGCAGUCGAUAUGCAGUUUUAUGUCAUCACCCCAAUAUUCUUGGCUCUCAUGUACUGUAUGCAUUCGGACGGUGGUGCUUACUGGAAGGAUGUAUACACAGUCCCCUGGUGUCGAUUUGGAUGUUGGGGUUUAGGUAUGCUUCUAGGUUUCAUCAUCUACAAGCGAGGAAACAAGCCGAUACAGAGCAAGCUGGUAUUGUUCGGAGGGUGGUUAGUGGCUACAGCAACUGGACUGGCAAUAAUCUACUCCCCGUAUAGUGAUAACAGAGAUGGCGACGGAAAGUGGUCACCUGUUCAGAGAGGGCUAUAUGAGAGUUUAGGUCGUCCGGCGUGGGGUGUUUGUGUAGCCUGGGUGAUCUUUGCGUGUCAUACAGGAUGCGGAGGAAUUGUGAACAGUUUGCUGUCAUGGUCGGGUAUCGUCCCUUUGUCUCGACUGACCUACGCAGCCUAUCUUGUUCAUCCUAUCUGUAUGAAGGUCUACUUCUACUCCAGGAGAGUCAUAUUCCACGUUAACGACUACAGUAUGCUUUAUCUAUUCUUCGGCCAUUUCUGCAUCACAUACAUGGUGUCGUUCGUCGUGUCGUUGGCCUUCGAGGCUCCAGCAAUUGCAUUAGAAAAAGUUUUGUUCAGUAGAGGAAAACGUCACUAGCGCAACCACCAAUUUACGCAAAACACUACUUUUACGGUUACCUGUACAUGUGGACUACUUUUCGACCGCAACGUUAUCAAUAUAUGCGUGCAUCAUACAUGUUUAAAAUGGCAAUAGGAAAUUUAACGUAUGCGAAUUCCAACCAGCCUACAACAUACUAGUUUCAAGUGAAAUUACGCAAACAACUUUUGUUCAGAGGUGGAAAACAUCACUAGCGCAAUCAUCAAUUUACGCAAAGCACACUUAACGGUUAACUGUACGUGUGGACUACUUUUUGUGGACCACGUCAUCAAUAUAUGCGUGCAUUGUACAUGUUUAGAAAGUUAAUAAGGAGUGGAAUGGGACGAAUGCGAAUACCAGCCAGCCUACAUCAUACUUAGUUUCAACUAUUUGUACAUAGACGUGUAAACUUAUCUGCAACUUGUACAUGGACGUGUAGACUUAUCUGCAACGUGUACAUGGACGUGUAGACUUAUCUGCAACGUGUACAUGGACGUGUAGACUUAUCUGCAACUUGUACAUGGACGUGUAGACUUAUCUGCAACUUGUACGUGGACGUGUAGACUUCUCUGCAACGUGUACAUGGACGUGUAACUUAUCUGCAAUGUGUACAUGGACGCGUUAACUUAUCUGCAAGUUUUACGCGGACGUGUUAACUUAUCUGCAUCUUGUACAUGGAUGCGUUAACUGAUCUGCAACUUGUCAUGGACGUGUUAACCUAUAUGCAACUUGUACAUGGACGUGUAAACUUAUCUGCAACUUGAACAUGGACGUGUAAACUUAUCUGCAACUUGUACAUGGACGUGUAAACUUAUCUGCAACUUGUACAUGGACGUGUAAACUUAUCUGCAACUUGUACAUGGACGUGUAAACUUAUCUGCAACUUGUACAUGGACGUGUAAACUUAUCUGCAACUUGUACAUGGACGUGUAAACUUAUCUGCAACUUGUACAUGGACGUGUAAACUUAUCUGCAACUUGUACAUAGACUUGGAAACUCAUCUGCAACUUGUACAUUGACGCCUGAACUUACCUGCAAUUUGUACAUGGACGUGUGAACUUAUCUGCAACUUGUACAUAGAAGUGUAAACUCAUCUGCAACUUGUACAUUGACGCCUGAACUUACCUGCAACGUGUGAACUUAUCUGCAACGUGUACAUGGACGUGUGAACUUAUCUGAAACGUGUACAUGGGCGUGUAAUCUUAUUUGCAACUAGUACAUGGACAUGUAAACUUAUCUGCAACUUGUUCAUGGAUGUGUAAACUUAUCUGCAACUUGUACAUGGUCGUGUAAACUUAUCUGCAACUAGUACAUGGACAAGUAAACUUAUCUGCAACUUGUACAUGGUUACUACACGUAUGCGUACAAGUCAAGUGUCGCUCAUUGUGUCGCGAAGGUUUCAUGGAAAAUCAGCUGUUGAAGGGAGGAAAUUGUAACUAUCACAAAUCAAUGUGGUUCUGUGCAUUAGCAGUUCCUGUUUCAUGUCAUUGGCAUUCAAAACGUGGGUCCGGGCUACUGCCUGUUGUACUCCUGAAGACAUAGCUUCUGGUACUGCAGUAAAACGGGGGUUUGGGUAAUCUUAGUGCCAAUGUUUUUUGUUAAUAUUGCAUGACUAUGUUUCAACUUCAACACUCAAAAUUAGUACAUUCAAACAACAUCUAUCAGCAAAAUGGUACGAAAUCCUGUUAGGUAUGUUUGCUAUGGACAGAAACAUUCCCGAGUGUAAAAAAGACGCGCGGAGCUAAACAUGAUAUCCCGUGUCCUUUUCCUGCAUUUGUAUUUAUAAUACUCUUCACAGGCCAAUGGCCAUACAAUUAAUUGAUAAAUACGCACAAAAUACGCACACAGUUGAAUAUUCAAUAGCUUUUCGGACUUUUGAUAGCAUAGUAACAUUGUAAGAAUAAGCGUUUAUGUAAUAAAAGGUGUUAGUAUGUACUUACAAAACUAAAUGGUUUGAUGCUACGCAAUCGCAUAGCAUUUUUUGUGUAAAUACAUUAUACAAUCUUUAAUAUGUUUAGUGGUCUGCAUUGUAUUGCGUAAGCUACCUACUUAAUUUUCCAGCCACUGCUUUUAUAUAUUGAUUCAUCUUAUUUUAAUCAAUAACGUCUGACUGCUGCUUUUCUGGAAAGCUUCAGAAAUAUUGCCUUCUCAUAUGACAAAAUUAAAUGUUGGCCACUAAAUAUACUUAUUGUGCAUUGUUGUUUUAUUUAUAUAAAUGUUUUCAAUUGGACAUUGCUUUUUUAGUGCAAUAAUAUAUGUUUGUUUGAUACAAAAUAUUAUUGCAAUAUUACUCUUUACUUUAUACAUUGGUUUAUGUUUCUGUUUAAGUUUGUGGUAGCGGUGCCUUCGU